Rhinichthys klamathensis goyatoka is the source of this 1413-nucleotide messenger RNA. It is a transcript of the gene dusp11, whose product is annotated as dual specificity phosphatase 11 (RNA/RNP complex 1-interacting). Gene Ontology annotation, biological process: protein dephosphorylation. Bases 142 to 1290 code for a protein of 382 amino acids. Lineage: Eukaryota; Metazoa; Chordata; Actinopteri; Cypriniformes; Leuciscidae. The record is from RefSeq and is a predicted model, not a curated record. The transcript is spliced from 10 exons. Gene Ontology annotation, molecular function: protein tyrosine/serine/threonine phosphatase activity; polynucleotide 5'-phosphatase activity.
AAUUCAUAAAUAGUUCAGGAUUUAGUGUUUAGUAAAGGUAUACGAUUUCUGCUUGCUGUAAUAAAAUUCACGUAUAGAUGUAAUCAAACAUAUCUGUGUUUUUAAAAGUGUAUGGCAUUGUAAAGCAGCUGCUGUGAAGAUAUGCAUUCAAAGAUGAAAAAUGGCAUUCCUGACAGAUGGACAGACUAUACUGCAGUGGGUAAACGGAUCCCUGGAACACGCUUUAUCGCCUUCAAAGUACCUUUAAAACAGUCUUUUAGAGGUCGUUUAACACAAUCAGAAGCAUUUGAACCAUUUGAUCUUGUCCAUAUGUUGGAGAAGGAAGGACAAGAACUGGGUCUCAUCAUCGAUCUGACCUUCACAACACGUUACUACACAGUAGUGGAUUUGCCAAACACGUUGUACCACCUGAAGAUCUUCACAGCAGGGCAUGAAGUGCCAAACAAUCCCACGAUUCUCAGCUUCAAGAAGGCCGUCAGACAGUUUCUCCAUGACAAUGAAAACAACGAUAAGCUGAUUGGUGUUCAUUGCACACAUGGUUUGAAUCGCACUGGCUAUCUUAUUUGUCGAUACCUAAUUGAUGUUGAUGGGAUGAAGCCCCAAAAAGCAAUUAAUUUGUUCAAUGCAUCAAGAGGACACUCAAUUGAGAGGCAGAACUAUCUAGAUGACCUGAGGAAUGGGCCCAAGAGAAGUAACGUGGGAAUGGAGAAACCAGACCAAGAACCCUCCCAGGGACUAGCAAACGAGAGACGACAAGAGGCGGCUCAUCAUCGAAGGGAACAGCAUAACCAUGAUCCUCCUUACAAUGGACGAGGAUCUCACCAAGGGCGCAGUAAUCCCCAGCAUCAAUUUUUUAAUGUGGAAGUGGAGGAACCAGACCAAGAACCCUUCCGGGGACUUGCAAACGAGACACGACAUGAGGCGGCUCAUCAUCGAAGGGAACAGCAAAGACAUGAUCCUCCGUUCAAUGGACGAGAAUCUCACCAAGGGCACAGGAAUCCCCAACAUCAAUUUUUCCCAUUUCAACAGAGCAACAACAUGACGUCGUUCAGAGCACCUGAUCCGCAGUCCUUCCGUCCGCCUCUGUUUCCUCAUCCACCCCCGGGCGUGAGACCAACGAGACCCGGUUUUCCCAACCAGAGUGUCAGAGGAUUCUACUUCAGUCCUUCAGCCCCAUAUCAGCCUCCACAUCGUGAGCCACGCUACCACUCAUAUGCCUUUCCAGACAGAUCGACAAGACCUCAAGGGCCUCACAGGAAAUCUCGACACAAAGAUAGGACUCCUCGCUGAAGUGGAGGAGACUUCAUCUGGUCAACCCAAUCUGCUGGACUGUGCUGUCAAUGUUAAACCAUUCUCUCUGUGAAGGAACUGUGCUUAUUCUUUAAAGAGUAAAUGGAUGUGGUCUCUCAAUGA